Molecule: messenger RNA, 662 nt
Organism: Tuber aestivum (summer truffle)
Lineage: Eukaryota; Fungi; Ascomycota; Pezizomycetes; Pezizales; Tuberaceae
Source: the annotation of a GenBank genome assembly
AUGACCCAAUACAAGGCAACCCCCGCCUUUGAAACUGCCCGCAGGAACAUUGACGGUCUAAAGGACGCUCCCAAUCCGAUAGCGAGUCCGGACCAGCACGACCAGCUGCUUGUAUGACAAUUCCCUUCCCUCCCCUCUCCCGUGAUGCACACGGUACAAUCGAGAUUUAUGACAAGAAAGGCAUACUGCCUCUUCAAGCAAACCACGAAGGGCGACGUCACGGGCUCUAGGCCAUUUUUCGGCGCCGAAGUUCAUCUCCCCCAACUUACCCCCCCACUCGUGGUACUAAAUUGUUGCAACAGGCGGUGAAAUUCGACGCCCGGGCACUUGUCAGGGGCACGGCACGCCAGGAGGCAGACGCGCGCUACGUGAAUUGCGCGGGGUAUAUUCUUGAGGGAAUGGAGCUGAGUGAGGAGAACAAAGACCUGUUAGAAAAGAUUAGGAAGUUGGGAACUUUCUCUCUCCUAAAUUGGUAGGCUGACGGAGGGAAGGAAGCAUGGCUGCUACCGGCUACAGCGCGGAUGGAGGGAUGGGCAAGAGUGAGGGAAUGGUUACGCUUAAAUAUUAAACAGACGACUGCGAGGGGCUUCCUCUCGCCAUUGAUUUGGUUGACUGACCAAUUUGAUUGAUUGAUUCGAUUAAUCGAUCCAUCGAUUCACGCA